CUGUCCAAUAGCUGCAGCUCACCACUCUGAGGCAACGACAGGAGCGCAGGGAGAGGACGGACCGCGCGCGCAGGACGGAUGUUGCUCCUUGAGAGACUUUAGACAAGUUUGGGAAAGCGCCGGACGUCGUUUCGCACGCAGGAGCGAGGCGGACGCUGAAGAGGCAUCUGAGCCGAGCUGCGUGCAGCGGCACACGACCUCCCACAGCAGCGCAACAUCUGGAGGACGCGGAGCAGCGAGGGGGGAAGUUUGGAGGCGGAGAGAGGACGACCUCCGCCGGAGAAGAGUGCAUGGGUUCGGGAGUUCGGGGGUGACACCACCUGAGCCCACCAGAAGUUCGGUGGUCGCGCAAAGUGGCAAGACCGGGGGGAAGCGACGACGGGGAAGGCGUCGGAGGGCGAGAAGUUCGGCUGGAGCGGUCCGAGAAUGAAUUAGCCAGCGCUUCGGCUGCACAGAGUCCCAGCCAGACACAAGGCUCACUCCCAGGCCCCUCCACCUCCUCCAUUAAGAGCCAUGGAUGAGGAAAGGAAUGCCCCAACCAUCUCUCCAGAGCCACCUGAUGACGGGGACCCUGAUCAGACAGAUCUUCAACCAAAUUCACAAACACUUUCCAAUGCAGAAGGUGCAAACAGCUGCCCAAAGCCCUGUCCUAGUGCAGACGAGGCCCACAUCUAUACUGAGCCCCUCAUCUUGAGGUUAAACGGCACCUCGCUAAGUUUGGAAGCUGAUGACGGUGACAACUGCAGAGGCAGCGACCCGCACUCAGAGCUCACGCCCAGCAAAUGUGUAACAUCUCAACCUGCAGCCAGAUCCACGCCCGUCCACCACACGCAGCCCUGUCGGACGCAGCCGAGCAGCCAACACCGCAACGGAACCAAGCACCACACGCACUGUCUCCAUCACACGCACACGCCUCACCCGCACGGACCCCAGUCCAACGGGGUGAGGAACGGAGGCCACCCGAAGCUGGGCUCCCUCCCCAGAGGCGGCUCCUCCACCUCCUCGUCCUCCUCGGCCGGACCCAAACACACCAAGAAAUUGCAGUCCAACCCGUCCAUCACAUCCCAGAGCAGCAAGAGGAGCAAGAGCAGCUCCAAGAGCAACAGCUCCCAGAUUCCCACAGAGGCACAGGACGACUGUUGCGUUCACUGCAUCCUGGCCUGCCUCUUCUGCGAGUUCCUGACUCUGUGUAACAUCGUGCUGGACUGCGCCACCUGCGGCUCCUGCGCCGGCGACGAGUCGUGCUUCUGCUGCUGCUGCGCGUCGGAGGAGUGCGGCGACUGUGACCUGCCCUGUGACAUGGACUGCGGCAUCAUCGAUGCCUGCUGUGAGUCCGCAGACUGCCUGGAGAUCUGCAUGGAGUGCUGCAGCCUCUGCUUCUCUUCAUGAGGGGGGGGGGCAGGGCUUUGCUACACAGUCCCGCAAACCGAGGCACGACUCAGAAGCUGCCUGUGGUUGACACUGUACUGGCCUAGUUGGCUCCUUAAUAUAUACAGUCUCUUACAGGGUUUUUCAAGCAAGUGACGUGACCUAAUGCUGAGCGCAGUCGCUGGUGACUUCUUCCUUCCUUCACUGAUCAAACCAUAGGGCGCUAAUCCCUCCCCCUUCGCCUUUACUGUUGGCCCCGUCACUGCGCCAGUGGACGGUGCAAAGUGAAUUCCUGCUGCGGUCCACGGGUGUCUGCCAGGCAGCGCAGCCCAGGCCUCCACACCCUCACGAAACAAGCUAUUAUUACAAUGGAGCCUCUUGUGCCGUUUGAAUGACUGGAGUUCUCCAAGCAUGAAAAAUGACCUCCAAAAGCAAAUGAGAAAAUGGCUUCAUUUAAACGGAUUUUAGUGUUUCUGUAGAUAAGAGCGGCGGCAUAAUGGGAAAAUGGACACUCAGAUCUGAGUAGAAGCGCAGCCUGUCCUCCUGUCCUUGGCAAGGUUAAAGUCUCCCCGUCUGAUUGCUUAUGGCGGCCGGUGCGGCUCACGCCGUGGUGCGCGGAGGCCGGAUUCACCACCGUCUUUGUCCUUGUUGCAAUGUAAAGAAUAGAAGAAGAAAAAAUUAAUGGUGGCUUGUGGCAAUAUUACAGACAGAUUUCUUUUGUUAGCAUUCAUCUCACUUAACAGACUUAUUCAGAGAAGAAUGAUGAGGGCGUCAUGCAUCAGCCUGAAGAUGGGUCCCAUUAAAAGGAGUACUGUAAGUGACGGACAUCGCAGAGAGAAGCACCGGGGGCGUCAGCAGGGGACACAUUCUCUAACAUGUGAAGAGAGGUCUUAAUGAAGAGCCUCUCCUCGUCUAACGUUUCACAUCUUGUUUACUUUUACACUUUUGAGCUCUUUCUUGGACCCAUGCAGGAGUUGCAGGGGAUGGGAAAAUGGGAAGGCGUCAUCUCAUCUCCUUUUUUUUAAAAUACACUUCAUCUUCCGCUGCCAUUCCUCCUAUGUGAACAAAUGGCCUCAGCUCAGCUUAAGGCCUGAAUCUCCAGAUAGAUUUUUUUUUCACCUUUGCCAAAUCUCUAUUAAUCCUUGUUUUGUAGAUUUUAGUUAAGAUAUUUGCAUCUCUCCACUAAUGUGAAAAUCACAUUUCUGUGUUAUCAGGUUCUGCCAGGGUCUCUAUAAAGCAGACAUUUCUCAGCAUCUAAUUUAAUUCCUAGAGUGAGAAUCUCACAACAUAAUUCUGUUGGAUGCAUAUGCGUGUAUGAAUGGUACGCGUUCGAUAACAGGCCUGCACUACCACAUACUCAGACACAAACCUUCGCCAACCCAGUACCUCUUGAGAUGUCACCUAGAUCAGAUGUGCAUUCAAAAUGACUUGAUACAAACCUUUCUACUCUGAUAAAAUACUGUUUGUGCAAUCUUUCCUUCAUGGAAUUUUCCUCUUACUGGACUUUGGUUUCUACACCUAUGGUUACUUGUAAAUAGAAGGGUUCUUGCUAUGCUAAUGAGGCUGUGGUUGAUCAAACCCUAUUAUAAGGGGAGAAUCUAUCUAACACUGUUAUGAUGAGUAUCUGCUAUGGCUGUAAUCAACCAGAUAACACCAAAGCGAGAUUAGGGAAUUCCAGUAGCGUAACUUGAAAACAAUAGUAUGGACUCCACUUGUCUCCUUAUAUUAGACUGAAUGCGUUUGGGAGAAAAAACCUGGAAAACCCUGGAAAAACAGACCUUUACAGUACAGGAGGGUUUAUGAAGGUAGAACUGGAUUAUACAGAUGUAUUCUGUGUUGCAAUAAUAAUGUAAUUAGCUUCAGUUUACAAGGUUGUUAAAUGUGCAGUGUACAGUAACAUGGUGCUUCUUGUGGGAACACGCUCUGACACCAGACCAAAAACACUAGUUGUGAUGAACACAGCGCAUAAUGUUCAAGAUGAAGCCCUAUGACUUUAAACAACACUGGUUUGUUACGACAGAGGUCAAAGGUUACGUAAUAAAUACCACUGGAAAACACCUUUCUGGUAAACGUUUGAGUCGGUAGUGUUAAAGUAAACAGUUCACAAUUUAAGCGUCAGAAUACCAGAACAUGAAAACACACAUUGUCAUAAGUUUCCUACUGGCUCACUUUACUGUUUCUAACCCAAUCUGAUGUCCUUUCUUGAUUCCAGACUCACUGUAGCUCAAAUUUGGGACCUUUGUACUUAUAAACUGCACUAGAGGUGUAACACUAUUCCAAAUCAAGGCAGUAGCAGUGUCCCUGAACGCAACACACUAGAGCUCUUGCUGAAUGACACCUCAAUCUACUCCACGAAGAUGUCGCGUUACUCUUCUGGUAAAAACGCCUGCACAAAGGCAGUUGACAGCAUUCGCCACAAUCGCCUUCUGGUUUCAGGUUGUCACCAUUAAUAUGUGAUAGUCAACCACAAGAACAGUGCGACGAGGGGUGGAUUACCCACAUGUGUUUGUGCCAGACAAAUCAUCGGCUCCACUGUGAUUCUCUAGCAUUCAGUCAGAAGAUGUUUACUUUAUAUGGUUUCCACAUGCAGUAUUAUCAGCAUCAGUUGUCAUGGAAACAUGUUGACUUAUUGUUGUAUUAUGAGAUGGAUUUGUGGUGUUGGUUUAAAGGACCGACCUCUUCUGCUACUCGUCUGAAAGUUGCCCACCUGAAUGGUUACACGACUGUGCUCCACUAUAAUGUCAUUUUGUUUACACUACACCCAUUUAAUGUCCAUUUGAAUUGCUGUCCUGGAAAUCACAUUAAAUCGCUUUGUUUAAUACUGAAUAAACAAUGUGAACUCCA
Molecule: messenger RNA, 4212 nt
Organism: Betta splendens (Siamese fighting fish)
Lineage: Eukaryota; Metazoa; Chordata; Actinopteri; Anabantiformes; Osphronemidae
Gene: mdfi
Product: MyoD family inhibitor
Exons: 5
Coding region: 514-1389 (291 amino acids)
Source: RefSeq, a predicted model, not a curated record